This is a messenger RNA of Chionomys nivalis (European snow vole), 367 nucleotides long. RefSeq names its product C-C motif chemokine 3-like. Gene Ontology annotation, cellular component: extracellular region. Gene Ontology annotation, molecular function: chemokine activity; CCR chemokine receptor binding. Gene Ontology annotation, biological process: cellular response to interleukin-1; cellular response to type II interferon; immune response. The transcript is spliced from 3 exons. Lineage: Eukaryota; Metazoa; Chordata; Mammalia; Rodentia; Cricetidae. The record is from RefSeq and is a predicted model, not a curated record. The coding region runs from base 78 to 356 and encodes 92 amino acids.
AGAUGCCAGCAGUACACACGCGGCAGUGAGGACCAGUCUCUGCUGACAAGCCCCAGCUCCAUCACCUGCUCUGCAUCAUGAAGGUCCCCACAGCUGCUCUUGCUGUCCUUCUCUGCACCAUGGCUCUCUGUGACCAAGUCUUCUCAGCUCCAUAUGGUGCUGACACCCCAACCUCCUGCUGCUUCACAUAUAGCCGGCAGAUUAACCGCAGAUUCAUUGCUGACUAUUUUGAGACCAGCAGCCUUUGCUCUCAGCCAGGCGUCGUUUUCCUAACUAAGAGAAACCGGCAGGUCUGCGCUGACCCCAAAGAAACCUGGGUGCAAGAAUAUAUCUCUGACCUGAAGCAGAAUGCCUGAGAGGCUUGGAG